This is a messenger RNA of Loxodonta africana (African savanna elephant), 3424 nucleotides long. RefSeq names its product cornichon family member 4 (gene CNIH4). The coding region runs from base 508 to 744 and encodes 78 amino acids. Gene Ontology annotation, biological process: endoplasmic reticulum to Golgi vesicle-mediated transport. The transcript has 4 exons. Gene Ontology annotation, cellular component: endoplasmic reticulum membrane; COPII-coated ER to Golgi transport vesicle. The record is from RefSeq and is a predicted model, not a curated record. Lineage: Eukaryota; Metazoa; Chordata; Mammalia; Proboscidea; Elephantidae.
UUGUUCUCGGGUGUGGGUACUGGGUGGACCUUUCACAUCCAGGAGUCCAGUCCUUUAAAAAAGGGGUGAACUGCUUCCUUGGCGAUACCGUUUUGUAGUGAGUUUUGAGAAGAAUUUAUUUAAAAAAAAAAAAAUUGUUAGGGAUUGUUUGGUGUCCUCUGGCAGUUGCAGACCUGGAAAUUUAGUAGGUGUGCACGUGUUUUCGUUUCCAAACUGUUCAAAUGACCACACGUGCCCCUUUCUGACCGAAUUAAACUUUUGUAUUUGCCAGAGCAUGCUGGUUUUAGGUUAGUUGUUCAGGACUUUUUUUCAGCGUAUUUUCAUAUGUCAUUGUGGACUUGAUUGUAGUGGAAAGGGACAGAACUUGGAAACCGGAUUACCUGCUCAGUUAUUUGCGAUACACAUUACUUCACCAUUCAGCCUCAGUUAUCCUUAAGAUGGGAGGAAACGUUUACUUCCCAGUGGGUGAUUCCAGAAUUGGUCGGCCAUACUGUGGUCACUGUCUUAAUGCUCAUCUCAUUGCACUGGUUCAUCUUCCUUCUCAACUUGCCUGUUGCCACUUGGAAUAUCUAUCGGUUCAUUAUGGUGCCAAGUGGUAACAUGGGAGUGUUUGAUCCAACAGAAAUACACAAUCGAGGGCAGCUGAAGUCACACAUGAAAGAAGCCAUGAUCAAGCUUGGUUUUCACUUGCUCUGCUUCUUCAUGUAUCUUUAUAGUAUGAUUUUAGCUUUGAUAAAUGACUGAAGUUGGAGCAGCCGCGGUUGAAGCUCGCCUACACUACAGUGCACAGCUGAGGAGCCAGACUACUUCAAUCACCCUUAGAACCAUGACCAUAGCAGUAUAUUUUUCCUCUUUGAACAAAAAACUAUUUUUGCUGUAUUUUUACCAUAUAAAGUAUUUAAAAAAUAUGAAUUGAGUUGUCGUAGAUUUCUGGUUCUCAACUUUAGCCAGACCCCAUCACGUGAAGGUGACUUUUCAUCAUCUAUAUGUUGAAGAUGGUUUUUUGUACGUAGGAACAGGACUGCCAUUCCAGCUCUGCAUGCCAAAGAAAUAAAGGACGCACGGUAAAGAAAAAGCUGGAUGAGCAAAGCUGCUCUUUAGGUCUACCGAAAAGGCCAGCACUAUUAAUCUGGACAAAGGAAAACAAAGUUCCUUGCCCUUUUUGCCUAUAUUGUGGCAGCUUCGUAUGCUUAAUGUGGUUUAAAGAUGUAUGGAACUAUCAGCUAAAAGUCUUUUCACAAGGAUGUUAAUGGAAAAAUGACAUUUCCAAAUAUAUAUUUGUUUGCAGAAUCUGUGAAACCUUAUAAGCCAUUUGCCCAGGUACGAUGUAAUUCCUGCUUAUAGAAAGGAAAAAUAAAUCAGAAAAGCAAAAUUUUAUCAAGAGCUUUUGUUUAAAAGCCACUGUCUCCACAAUCUCCCUCAAACUCUAACCCUCCCAGUGGCUCGUCAGGUCUUGUUUUCUUCGUAUUGCAGUUGUUCCAAGUAGUAGUUGAUCUCUCAGAUAUAUUUUUAAUGGAUUUGGAGGGUGAUUUGGUAGAAGAUACCCAUCAGAUUAGAAAUGGGGGAUCGUGAAUUCUCUGUCAGUAGAUUUGAGCCUCUUAGCGCUCUGCUUUGACACAGAUGACUUUGUGGAUUGGAAGACCCCUUAUAAGCCACCUCAUGGGUAUAGCAAUACCCAACCAAACUCGAUUCCUUGGAGCUGUAUCUGUAGACUCUUGUUGUUGAUGAAAGCAGUUAGCCUCUUCAGCUCUGUUCGCCAACUCUCUCCUGGGGUAAGGUGAACUUGGCAUUUUAUCCUCAGUUGUAGUUUGUGCUUUAACGUUGCUAUCUUAAGUACUGGCAUUUAGGCAAAACGUGACUGUCUUACGGCAGCACCCAAAGGGAUUCUUUACUCUGGUGAGACGGAUUUGGGCAGCUAAACAAGGUGUGUGGUCACCAAAAGAUCAAUGAGUGUCUUUCAGCCCUAGACUAAGUCUAACCUUGGCAGACUCAAGGGAGCCACUAAAGCUAAACUCCCUAGAUAGAUAGAUAGACCCGUAUUUCAAGAUGAAAGUAGUGCCCUGGAGAUAGGUGCAACAGUGACAUGGUAGGCAGGCAGACUUGGUUCUGUAGGCCUCUUUGGGUUCUCUGAAAUUUCCCCUUAUGAUAACCUUGUAUUCCUGCUAGGCAAAGGGCCAAGCAGCUGUAAGAGCAUUACUUUGCUUGCAUCUCUUCCUUACUGUUUCCCUGGGAGGUACCUUCCUGUUUAAAAAUCAGGUCCUUCGUUCUGCCUCCCCCCUGAUCUGCAGUGCCUCUUCAUGUUCUGCCCAAGCUUUUAAAGUGUUGAAGCCGCUGGAGAACUUAAAUCCUUAGAACUGAGAGACACACAAGCUACUUAAAGAAGCCCAAAGGUGGUGGAGGACUUUUGACCAAAAUAUUUAAUCUUCUCAUGCAAGUAUUCUUAAUAACCAAAAUAGAAACGCGUGUCGUUGAGAGGGCCUCUGUCAGGCAUAAGUUGCUGAGGCCAAGCUGGUCAGAAAGGUGCCUUGUUUAUAAUGAAGUGUAAGACGCUAUUCUUAUACAUUAACUGUAGUUAAAAACAAGCAAUCCUAUUGCUUGUAUAUAUCAAAGUCAGGAAAGGAGGUAGUUGGUUUUCAUUUCUAUUUAGAGGUUCUUGUACAAAUGAUGUCAGGAGAAAAAGUAAGCAUUGACUUAAAAAGCUAUGCUUCAGAUGCUAAAGGUUAAUUUCCUGUGCUUUUCCGAGAUUGGAGAGCUGCAGAGGACCUUGGAGGUCUUGGUCUAACGUCUUUAUCUUAGAGAACCGAGGCCGGAAGAGAGGGCCUGAGGUCUCUUCACUAGGAGCCUGCGGGCUUCUGGUGGGGAGUCCGGUGCUUUCUCCCUUAGCACUUUUUUUAAGGGUGAUGUUCCUUGUCUUUCUGUAAAAGCAGCACCCAGGGCCCAGGAGGUGCAGACUCCCACGGGGUGCUCCUGUGUGCAUGCUUUUCUGUCUUGUGUGUUGUCAUUUUCCUGGCCCUUGUCCCUCCAUCCUUUCAGUGGUAGGGGGUGCCCUUGUUGGUCACUGGGAUCUCAGCUGAGAGAGCUGAGGAACAAGAUGCAGCCCAGUUCAUCACAGCCUAGCAGGUUCCCUCAGCCGCCUUUCAUGCCACACCGAUGACAAUGGAAUAAGAGUCUAAACCUGCUUCCUCUGACCUGCUCUCACUUUGAAGUUGAGUGCUGAGAAAGCUUCCCGUAAUACUUUAUCUCCUGUGGCAGCUGCCACUUCUGUCUGGUAUUAUAGGUAUCUGUAUUCGUUUAUCUUCCCUACUAGAUUGUACGCUCCUGGAGGGCAGAGGCCACUCUUACUUGUAUUUGUACUUUCCUGCUGUUCCUGGCACCUAGCACAGUGCCUUGCACAUGGAAACAAUAAACGACUGUGGAAUGACCA